CAAGUCACUUUUAUGAGGGAGGACUGCUACGCCUGUGUUCUCAAAAUCCCGUCUUUGCCAGCCAGACAUUGCCUUCACCUUACACCUGGCGGAAGAUACCUCAGCUGUCUCCAUUUGCCAAUUAGUUGAUGGGAAACUGAAAGCAGAAAAAGAGGAGGAAGAAUUAUUAUUAUUCCUGGGACAUGAACAAAUGACUGCAUUGCUUUUCUUGUGUAAUCGAUACCAGCAAGCAACUGUCAGAGAGCUGCUAGUCUGUCAAGGAGUGCCAUUGCAUUGAAGGACUUUGGCUUAGAACUGGUGCAUCCGUGAUACGAUCAACAAGCCCACGUGUUUUACAGACAGAAAUGCGACUGAGCAUGGUUUUUCCCAGCCAAAAGUCUACAAGCGGGACUUAAUGAUUGAUGAGUGACUGCAUGCUGAUAAACUUCUCUGUUUAUUCUGCUUUGUCUGCGUUGGACAUCGUUAAUUGUCCCCCACUUUUUUUAACUUUCUUUUCAAUUGGAGUUGAAAUUAUUUUUUUCUGGUUGUAUUUCUGUUGUGUUUUUUUUUCUUUUUCUCUCCCCUCCUUUUGUCAUUAGUUUUGGAAAUUUCUUCAGCAUAAUUCACUUGGCAGCAGUUUACAAAUUUGAAAUCAGCUUUUCAUCAUGGCUUUGAAUGUUGCUCCCGUAAGAGAUACAAAAUGGCUAACAUUAGAAGUGUGCAGGCAAUUUCAGAGGGGAACUUGUUCACGCUCUGAUGAAGAAUGCAAAUUCGCACACCCACCUAAAAGUUGCCAGGUUGAAAAUGGAAGAGUUAUUGCCUGCUUUGAUUCCUUAAAGGGUCGUUGUACAAGGGAGAACUGCAAAUACCUUCAUCCACCAACACAUUUAAAAACUCAACUGGAAAUCAAUGGUAGGAACAACUUAAUCCAACAAAAAACUGCAGCAGCAAUGCUUGCCCAGCAAAUGCAGUUCAUGUUUCCAGGGACACCGCUACAGCCAGUGCCCACAUUUCCAGUGGGUCCCACAAUAGGAACGAACACGGCUAUUAGCUUUGCUCCUUACCUAACGCCAGUAACACCGGGAGUUGGCUUAGUCCCGACUGAGAUCCUACCCACACCGCCUGUCAUUGUUCCUGGAAGUCCACCGGUUUCAGUCCCCGGUUCAACUGCUACCCAGAAACUCCUCAGGACUGAUAAACUGGAGGUGUGCAGGGAGUUCCAGCGGGGAAACUGUGCGCGUGGAGAGACUGAUUGCCGCUUUGCGCAUCCAGCAGACAGCACAAUGAUUGACACAAACGACAACACCGUAACCGUGUGUAUGGAUUACAUAAAAGGUCGUUGCAUGAGGGAGAAAUGCAAGUAUUUUCACCCUCCUGCACAUUUGCAGGCCAAAAUCAAAGCGGCGCAACACCAAGCCAACCAGGCUGCGGUGGCAGCCCAGGCAGCUGCGGCAGCUGCGACUGUGAUGACUCAGUCGACUGCCAAAGCAAUGAAGCGACCUCUCGAAGCAACUGUAGACCUGGCCUUUCCUCCCGGUGUUCUUCACCCUUUACCAAAGAGACAAGCACUUGAAAAAAGCAAUGGUGCCAGUGCCGUUUUCAAUCCCAGCGUCUUGCACUAUCAACAGGCUCUUGCCAAUGCUCAGUUGCAGCAACACGCAGCAUUUAUCCCAACAGGGUCAGUUUUGUGCAUGACACCCGCUACCAGUAUUGAUAAUCCUGAAAUAGCCGGCAGGAGCGGAACGGAGUGUCACGAAGCCUCCCUGCGGACGGCCAAGCACGGCUACUGUACAUACUACCCCGUCUCCUCCUCUCUAGAGUUGCCACAAACUGCAUGCUAAGUCAAGAAUUUGUUCUUACGGACAAAUCACAAACUCGAAAAAGCUAGUGCUGCUAUGUCAUAUAUGAAUAUUAAAUAUGGUAUGCUUACUAUACUCCAACCUAAAAUAGUUAACUACCUGAUACCAGCUGUGAUGUUUCAAGACAUAAAGGGUAACAUUUAGUUUUAAAGAUUUUCUAAGCAUAGUUUAAUUCUUGCAAAUAUUGUCUUUUCUCCAUAACUAUACCUAACGGAAAUGGUCCAGUUCAGUUAGUCUCGUGAGAUUCAGUGUUUAUGAAUCUUUCGAGCUCAGCAAUAAUUUAAGUUGUAUCGGCUAAAACUUAUCCCGGUUGCAGGUUUAAUUUUCACCCGAACUACGAUUGGGGUUAUUCUUCUCAGUUAAAAAAAAAAAAUCUUGGUUUUGCUCCCCUAGCGAGUUGAUUCCAAGACAGAGGAAGUGAAACGCAGCCCUGUGUCCUGCACAUCACCCUGCCAAUCUGAAUAUUUUCAGCCAGAAGUCCAAAGUAAAGCACAAAUUCUUUAGAUGCACAUGGUUGGUGUUUGACUUGUAUGGAGAAGUUGCAUUUGAACCAUAGCAGAAUAGCAGAAGAAAAUUUAAAAAUUUUGCACAGUAUGAACUUCAUACCCCUUUCAAUCCCCAAAAGAACAAAGUCUUGAGAAUAUUAUUUUGCAAGUAUAUUUAUAAUGUUUUUAAAAGAGACUUUGCAAAAGUGCCUAAAUUUUGUCACAUCAGACUUGAUGAAAGUGAGCCUGAUGCCAACAGUCAAAUCUCACCGGAAGCGAAAAAUCUUUCAAACUCAUAGUCAGGUUACCAAAAAGAUCCAAGCUGUUAAGAAGUAACUUCUAGAAGUGUAAAAUCAAACAAACAAACAAACAAAAAAAGACCAAACUAACAAAAGAAAGGGCAAAAAAAGAAGGCUGUAGAUGAAGAGAUUUGUAUGAUACUCUAAUUUAAUUAAAAUUCAGUUGAGUCACUGAAACUUCAUAGGUGACUUUAAUCUAGGCUAUUAACUGAACACUAAGAAUGUAGAGUGAGAUUCAGUUUAAUAAAUCAUUAAUGUAUUUGCAUUUUUUUAAUUGGAUUAUAAGAUUGUAACCAGAUUAGAGUGGAGGAAAAAAAUAGUUCUUUUAAUUGUUUUUCUUUAAAAACAUAUUUUAUGUCACAAAAGUAUGAAGAUAUCUUUAAUACAAUUAUAUACAUAUUAUAUAUACAUACAUACAUAU
Gavia stellata (red-throated loon) is the source of this 3043-nucleotide messenger RNA. RefSeq names its product muscleblind like splicing regulator 2 (gene MBNL2). Lineage: Eukaryota; Metazoa; Chordata; Aves; Gaviiformes; Gaviidae. The transcript has 8 exons. Gene Ontology annotation, molecular function: metal ion binding. The coding region runs from base 645 to 1820 and encodes 391 amino acids. The record is from RefSeq and is a predicted model, not a curated record.